Macroventuria anomochaeta is the source of this 1522-nucleotide messenger RNA. Its product is annotated as alcohol dehydrogenase. The transcript is spliced from 7 exons. Gene Ontology annotation, cellular component: mitochondrion. Lineage: Eukaryota; Fungi; Ascomycota; Dothideomycetes; Pleosporales; Didymellaceae. Gene Ontology annotation, molecular function: metal ion binding; alcohol dehydrogenase (NAD+) activity. The record is from RefSeq and is a predicted model, not a curated record. The coding region runs from base 107 to 1261 and encodes 384 amino acids.
UGCCAGUUUCGGGGCUAGGUCGUCAUUGCAGACCAACGCCAACAUCCAGUCAAAAACACAGUAACCUUAAAGUUCUAACAUCACUAGCGAAGCUUUGCUGCACAAGAUGGCGCUCCCAGAUCACUCUCAAGGGCCCAGUUGCGACACCUCGGCCAUGGGCACGUAUCGAGCUUCGCCCGCCAAACUGAUGCUGUAUGGAAAUGGUACAACUAGCCAGCUAAGAAGUGUGGUAACACAGCUCUGCGGUACGAAGGCGUUUGUCGUUACCGGUCAAUCACUCUAUGAGAAGACACCCGUCCUCAAAAAUGUCGAAAAACAGCUCGAUGAUAUGCAUGGAGGCACUUUCUACAAGAUUGGGCAACAUGCGCCAAUUCAACUCAUUCGCGAAGCAACCGCGAUGAUGUCGAAGUCAGGCUGCGACAUACUUGUGUCUGUAGGAGGUGGCUCUCCAAUCGAUUCAGCGAAGGCCAUUGCCCACAAUAUUCACGAAGAGACUGGAAAGUGGAUUCCCAGUAUUGCGGUGCCAACGACCCUCAGUGUAGCAGAGACUACGCAGAAUGCCGGCUUCACUACUGAUGAGGGACACAAAAUAGCCGUGAGCGACCCCGAACAGGUACCGAAAGCGAUCAUUUACGAUGGUGAGAAUGCUUUACAUACACCGAUGAACCUUUGGCUGAGCACUGGAAUGCGGGCGCUUGAUCACGCUGUCGAGCUGAUGUAUCAUCCUCUUGCGUCCGAGAUACCAACAAAGCGGCUGUGUCUCGAAGCGAUUAAAGACCUAUUCACGUACCUCCCGCAAUCGAAAGCCAACCCUGACGAUGCUGAGGUUCGCACGAAGCUAUUUCUUGCAUGUUAUGCCUCUCUCUUCCCGUUCCUGUUCAGUGGCGGUGUUGGUUUGAGCCAUAGCAUAGGCCACGCGAUCGGAGCCACUUAUGCCAUCCCUCACGGAGUCACAAGUUGUCUGAGCCUCGCGCCAGUUGUGCGUCUGAAGGCGAGCAACCCAAACGAAGCGAAGGAAAUUGCGCGGAUUAUUCCCUACAUCAAAAAGCAAAGCACUGGUGACAUUAGCAAAGAUGCGCAAAUGGUCGCAGAUGCAAUCGCAGACCUAGUCAAGGAGCUUGGUCUGAAGACAACGUUGACAGCUUAUAAUGUGCCUACUGGCGAAGAGGAAGAAGAUGCUAUUGCAUCUCGAGCUCUGCACGGAAACAAAGACCACAAGGACUUCGCGAACUUAAAACAUAUUAUUCGGAGCCUCUACUGAGCAUCCCUUGAAGCCUGUUGGGUCAACGAUAAAGGCGCGAUGCACACGCGUGCGAUGAGACGCGAAGUAGAACACGGUGUCACAUGGUUUCAGCAGCAUGAACUUUUCUCAAUCCUGGAAAACAUGUCCUUAUCCGCGCCCGUUCUCUUCUUCCGACGCGGCAAGCAGCCAAUCAUGCUGUUGUGCCGGUACAUUUCCGAGCAGUGUGCGGCUGAAUGCUUAUCCACGCCAAGUGUCGACCUUUUUCCGGCUCGCAGAGCU